AUGGCUCAUAUAGAUGUUAAAGUUGAACAAUUACCGUAUGACUUAGAAAUAAAAACCCCCAUUACCAAUAAGAACUUAAUUGCUAAUAUGGUCUACAAGGGGUGUGAAAUAUGGAUAGGAGAGCGGAAAUUGUUGGUAGAUCUUAUUGAGCUAGUUCUUAAGGGAUACGAUAUCAUCUUAGGGAUGGAUUGGUUGGCCAAAUAUCAUGCACAGUUGAAUUGCCGUGCUAAGAAGGUGCCCGAGGAUAUUUUGGCAAUGUUGAUUAAUGCUCCGAUGGAUCAGUUGAAGGUAGAAAAUGUACCGGUAGUAUGUGAGUUUCCUGAGAUUUUUUCCGAAGAAUUGACAUCAUUACCUCCGGAGAGGGAAAUAGAAUUUAAGAUUGAUUUGCAUCUUGGAGCAGAGCCGAUAUCAGAAACUCCUUAUCGUAUGGCUCCUUCAGAACUUAAGGAAUUGAAAACAUAG
Molecule: messenger RNA, 462 nt
Organism: Coffea arabica (coffee)
Lineage: Eukaryota; Viridiplantae; Streptophyta; Magnoliopsida; Gentianales; Rubiaceae
Source: RefSeq, a predicted model, not a curated record